Rotaria sp. Silwood1 is the source of this 1164-nucleotide messenger RNA. NCBI's taxonomy places the organism in Eukaryota, Metazoa, Rotifera, Eurotatoria, Philodinida, Philodinidae. The record is from the annotation of a GenBank genome assembly.
AUGACAUCUAAAAUGGAAUCCAUAGAACAGACUUCAUCAAAUCCAAAACGAAAACUUGGUAAUGUUGAUGAUGGUGAACAUUUUUAUUCAUUUGAUAUUGAACAUGAACAAUCAACAAAAUCAUUUCGUUGUCAUUCACCAACAUUAACAGUAAAUUCAAAUUCAAAUUCUAAUACUAAUAAUAAUACAUUAACAAAUUAUCAACAAACAACAAAAAUAAUUCAAGAAUUUAAUAUACAACAAUUAACAACAAGUGAUAUAACAGUUAGUUCAACAAUAAAUAUAAAAUCAACACCAAAACAACAAAUGAAAAUAUCAAAUAAUGAUUUAUUGAGUGAAGCUGAUUUUCAACGUGUUGUACAAGAUAUAACACCAGCUGAUCGUGAUCUAUUUGAUGAAUUUCUUAAUACUAUAAAACAAAAAACUGAUGAUUAUUUAUUUUUAUCAUCAUUCGAUGAUUUACCAUCAUCAUCAUCAGCGUCAUCAUCACAAGAACAAGAUAAUAUUUCAAAACGACAUUCAUCAUUAUCAUUACCAACACAAACAUCUUCAACAAUAUCAACAGAUCGACGUAGAAAUUCAAUAACACGCGGUUCAAGUACUAUACAUUAUAGUCCACAUUCAAUGCCUGUUACAAAUCGACCAACACCACCAGUUGCUGCGGCACAAACAUUAAAACAAAUGGCUGUUCAACAUCAGCAAAGAAUUAUGUAUAAUCAACAACAACAACAACAACAGCAACAACAGUUAACAUCAUCAUAUCCAAAUUAUCCAUAUAAUAAUAAUAAUAAUAAUAAUAAUUCAACAAGACAAUAUUAUCAACAAACACAAAUUUCAUCAGACAAUGAUACAAAUAUAAAUUCUACUUCAUACUAUCAACCAAUGUGUUAUUCACCUGUACAACAGAUAGCCAUGUCUGGUUAUAAUCAUCAUUCCCAACAACAUUCAAAUAUCUAUGGUAUUCAAAAUUAUUCUUAUCAAACUUCAUCAUCAUUCUAUCAACAACCACCUCCACAACCACAACAGCAACCACAACAAAUAUCUACAUCUUCCUAUUCGGUCGCUAAUUAUUCACCGUCAAACGGACUUCUAUCAACUGCCACAACUCUGCCAUCGUCUACUUUCUAUUCUCAAGAAGAUAAUCUUCCUAUUAUUGACCUGUAA